CUUCCACAUGGAUCCCCGCAGACUUCGCUGAGAGGGGCCAUGGCGCUGAGUCGUCUGUUCUGGGCGCUGCUGCUGCUGCUCCCUUCCUUUGAGACUUCAGUUACGGCACAAGACGCCCAGGUAGAAUGCCUUCAAGUGUACCAAGGAUUCUCUGCCUGCGUACUGCAGCUAGGAAGCAGCGUGGCUGAGGCACAGGGGCUGCCCGCAGUCUGUGGGUACUGGGAAGAGUUUCACACCUGUGCCCUGACUACCCUCCAGGACUGUAAAGAGGAAGCUACCCUGAUCUGGGAGACAUUAAAAAAGGAAUCUAGGAAUCUUCACUUUCCUGGGAACUUGUUUGAGCUAUGUAACCCCAAGGGUUCUGGUGGGCCAAGCCCUUUAUUCCUCUCACCCUGGCACCUGCUGGGCACUACUCUGCUCCUUGUUUGGUUCUAAAGGCAAGCCUGGGCCAGUGCAUGGAACCUGCCUCCCUGAACCAAACCCUCUCUUGUCUAAAGGAAAGAUGAUCCUUUACUGCCAAGUGCUAAGCCACUUGAGUCACUGACUAUACCCACCGGUUUCCUGCCUAGGUAGCACCCCCACCGUUCCAGAAUACAUGCAGAGAAAAGAACCUCAGUGUAUCCUUUGCAAUUAAAAACCUUC
Messenger RNA from Trichosurus vulpecula (common brushtail), 642 nucleotides. It is a transcript of the gene NRN1, whose product is annotated as neuritin 1. The transcript has 3 exons. The record is from RefSeq and is a predicted model, not a curated record. Gene Ontology annotation, cellular component: plasma membrane. Bases 40 to 435 code for a protein of 131 amino acids. Gene Ontology annotation, biological process: neuron projection extension; nervous system development. NCBI's taxonomy places the organism in Eukaryota, Metazoa, Chordata, Mammalia, Diprotodontia, Phalangeridae.